GCGCCGACCGCCACCCGUGGGAGGUCACCUCGGGGGUUGCCAGAGCCAUCGGGGAGGCCAGCGGGGGAGGGCAAAGGUCAGGGCGACCGACGGGAACCCUCCCACGCCACCCCGGAGCCCACGGGGCCGGGCUCUCCCCGCCCCUCUUCUGCCAAUCGUUUGCCCCAACCUUUUGCCCCCCGGGAGCGAGCUCCCCUCACCCCGCCGCCCCCGUCCCACUCACGCUAGGGUCGGUGGGUAGUGGCGCCCGGGGACGACAACGCUCUUGCUGCCCCGGCCCGGCCCGCCUCCCGCCGCCACUGUCCACGCUCCGGCCUCUUCCCGCUCCCUCCCCCACCCCAGGCGGGCCCCCGAGGGGAGUGCGGGCUGACAAGGAGGUGCCCCUCGAGGGGCAGGCCGGACCGUUGAAGGACCAGGCAGCAGAUCCCGGGUUCUGGACGUUGGGGGCACCGGGGGUUCCGUGGCAGUUGGAGGGCCCAAGGGGCCAUGAGGCAGCCGGGGAGACACAGGGUCAGCGGCCCACCGGCCUGGCUGCUCCAGAAAUCCUGGAGGUCAGUGGUGGGCCAGGGCCAGGACCAUCCUUCCUCCUCCGCCUCCUCCUCCCUUCCCCACCUGAAUGAGGUCCACGGGUCUUCCUCCACCUCCUGCUCUCCCCGCCCCUCCUACUCCCCCCACUACUCCACACCCCAUUCCAGCUCCCUCCACCAUUCCUCCAGCCCUCCCUUGGCCACCGCCGCUUCCAGGAAGCGGAUGUGGGCCAUGGGCCGGGGUGUCACCUGCCUCGGCUUCAUCCUCUUCGCCCUGUCCACCCUCGAGAGCGAGUGGGGGCAGCAGGUGAAGGCCUCAGGGGAGUUACAGCUACUGAUCAACCCGCUGUGGGUGACCUGUCCUCACAAGAGGUGCCAGAGUACCCGACUGGACCAGGGCAUCUACAUUGCCACCUUAGCCCUGAUCAUAUUCCUGGUCCUGGUCGUGGUUGUCUCCCUCUCCCGGCCGGGCCUGCCUCUCCUCCGGUACAUCACCGCCUUCCUGAACUUCCUGAUAGCCAUCCUGCUGAUGCUGUGUGCCGUUCUAGUCGGGGACAUGACCCACGGCCUGUUCGGGCCGACGGUGAUGCAGUACACCUGGCCCUUCUACUGCGUGUGGUUGGACGCCUUCGUCUUCCUGAUCGCCGGAUUCCUCUGCCUCUUCAGCCACGGAGAUCCCAGGCUCUGCUGUAAACUCCCCGACUGCCAGACCCUGAGCGUGGACCUAGACCCCAGGCACUCCGGCAAGAGCCGCUUCUCCUUCCCGAACCACAGGAUGACCCCCCGAGUUACCGGCAACUCCCCUCAUCGCCUUUCCGUCAGCAGCCCCGGGUGGAGGAACCCCAGGACCAGCCCGCUCUCUACCAUCUCCGGUCCCCACUCUGAUAUCCCCAAAGUCUCCAUUUAACCCUGGGCAUGCCCCCCCCCCAACUUUUCCUGGGGCUCUGAAGGUGUGAGCCCCCUCCCCACCCCCCCACACCCUCCCCCCGGCCUAAGCCCCUCCCUCUCGUGGACCUGCGGGCCCCCAGACCCCGGGAGGAAAACGCAAUAAAACGAUGCUCCCAUGGCCACGGCCACCCGUCG
Messenger RNA from Ornithorhynchus anatinus (platypus), 1610 nucleotides. RefSeq lists its product as uncharacterized. The transcript is spliced from 4 exons. The record is from RefSeq and is a predicted model, not a curated record. Bases 487 to 1434 code for a protein of 315 amino acids. NCBI's taxonomy places the organism in Eukaryota, Metazoa, Chordata, Mammalia, Monotremata, Ornithorhynchidae.